Molecule: messenger RNA, 2796 nt
Organism: Danio aesculapii
Lineage: Eukaryota; Metazoa; Chordata; Actinopteri; Cypriniformes; Danionidae
Gene: enpp2
Product: ectonucleotide pyrophosphatase/phosphodiesterase 2
Biological process (GO): immune response; phosphatidylcholine catabolic process
Molecular function (GO): polysaccharide binding; zinc ion binding; scavenger receptor activity
Source: RefSeq, a predicted model, not a curated record
AGUAAACGUUACAGUGCCGAGGUUUGAGUAGUCGUUCAGUGUGGAAGUAAGCCAGAGACCAGACGCACGUCAACAAUGCGGCAACUCAAAUGGGUAUUUUCCGUUAUGUGGCUUUUCUCGCGGUUAACAGUGUGUAAGACUUACGUGGUCAGACGGUCCGGAAAGGCUGCAUCACCAGACGAAUCGCUCUCAAGAAGUUUCUCUGACCAGCCAUUUACCAGCCUGGCAGGUUCUUGCAAAAAACGGUGUUUUGAGCUAGUGGAAGCCGAUUCCCCAAAUUGUCGCUGUGACAACCUGUGUAAAACAUACAAUAUGUGUUGCUCAGACUUUGAUGACCACUGUCUAAAAACUGCAGGGGGUUUUGAGUGUAGUAAAGAGCGUUGUGGUGAAAAUCGUAAUGAGCAGCAUGCCUGCCACUGCUCAGAGGACUGCAUGGCCAAAGGAGACUGCUGCACCAACUACAGGUCUCUUUGCAAAGGCGAUGUUCCUUGGUUGCAAGAAGAGUGUGAAGAGAUUAAGAACCAAGAGUGUCCUGCUGGGUUUGUUCGACCUCCUGUCAUCAUGUUGUCUGUUGAUGGCUUUCGUGCAUCUUACAUGAAAAGAGGAGGCACGGUGAUCCCCAAUAUCGAGAAACUCCGAUCCUGUGGAACACAUGCACCAUACAUGAGGCCUAUGUACCCCACAAAAACCUACCCAAAUUUGUAUACAAUUACAACGGGGCUUUAUCCUGAAUCGCAUGGGAUUGUGGGUAACUCUAUUCAUGACCCAAGCUUUGAUGCCAACUUUAACUUCCGUGGGAAAGAGAAGCUUAAUCAUCGAUGGUGGGGAGGCCAGCCUAUCUGGAUUACUGCAAUGAAACAGGGAGUAAAGGCUGGCUCAUUUUUCUGGCCAGUUGCCAUUCCAUUGGAAAGAAGAGUUCUGACCAUGUUGCAAUGGCUUCAUCUUCCCGAUGCAGAGAGGCCAUAUCUUUAUGCAAUGCAUUCUGAACAGCUGGAUUCAUAUGGCCACAAACUAGGACCCCACAGCACAGAGCUUAACAGUGCACUAAGGGAUGUUGAUAAGGUGAUUGGACAGCUGAUGAAUGGCCUGAAACAGAUGAAACUGCACCGUUGUAUCAAUAUCAUUUUGGUUGGAGACCAUGGUAUGGAAGAAGCUCAUUGUGACAAAACAGAGUUCCUAAGCUCUUAUGUAUCCAACACUGAGGACCUCAUCUUAAUUCCUGGCUCACUGGGAAGAAUCCGGGCCCGAAAUCCCAACAACUCUAAAUUUGAUGCAAAAGCAGUUGUGGCAAACCUAACAUGUAAAAAGCCAGACCAGCACUUCAAGCCAUACUUAAAACAGCAUCUUCCCAAACGUUUGCACUAUGCCAAUAACGACAGAAUUGAAGAGAUUCAUUUGAUGGUGGAGAGGAAAUGGCACAUUGCACGGAAAAUCAUGAAAACAAAAAGGAAUCAUGAGAAAUGUGGGUUUGCUGGUGAUCACGGAUAUGACAAUAAGAUCAACAGCAUGCAGACAAUUUUUCUUGGAUAUGGACCAGCUUUCAAAUUCAAAACCAAAAUUCCACCAUUCGAGAAUAUUGAGCUUUAUAAUAUCAUGUGUGAUCUCCUUGGCUUGAAGCCAGCCCCUAACAAUGGUACACAUGGUAGUCUUAACCAGCUCCUAAGGACCCCUGUAUACACACCCAACAUCCCUGAAGAAGUGACCAAGCCAAACCCUGCAGGACCAGUCAUAACUAUUAAUGAUGACCUGGGCUGCACUUGUGAAGACAAGGUCAGCAAUAAAAACAAAGUGGACGAGCUCAAUCAACGACUGAGACAAGUUAUUGAUGACAACAAGAAUCUUCCAUAUGGUCGUCCAGCUGUUAUGUUUCGCACCAAAUACUGCAUUCUUCAUCAUACUGACUAUAUUAGUGGCUACAGUGAAGCUUUACAUAUGCCUCUUUGGACAUCUUAUACUGUUUCCAAGCAGGUAGACUUUACCCCUCUGACUGAUGCUCUAAGCAACUGCGUUCGACCUGAUAGUAGAGUUCCUACAGCUUACAGCCAGUCCUGCUCAAACUACCGCACAGAAAAACAGAUCUCCUACUGUUUCCUCUAUCCACCUCAGAUGUCCUCCACUCAGGAAGCAAGAUAUGAUGCUGUUCUCAUUACCAACACUGUGCCAAUGUACUCAGCAUUCAAGCGAGUGUGGAGUUAUUUUCAGAAAUCACUUGUGAAACGUUAUGCUAGUGAGAAAAAUGGUGUGAAUGUGGUCACCGGGCCCAUUUUCGACUAUGACUACAAUGGUCUUAGAGAUUCUACAGAGACAAUAAAACAGUUUGUCAGUGGCUCCGUGCAAAUUCCAACUCAUUACUUUAUUGUGGUAACAAGUUGCCUCGAUUACACACAGACCGUUGACUCCUGUGUCGGACCUCUCAGUGUGUCCUCUUUCAUUCUUCCACACCGAUCAGAUAAUGACGAGACCUGCAAUAGUUCAGAAGAUGAGUCAAAGUGGGUGGAGGAACUGAUGAAGACUCACAACAGCCCCCGCCUGCGAGAUGUGGAGUUACUCACAGGACUGGACUACCGCCGGACCAGCAGGACCUAUGAGGAGAUUCUCGCUCAAACUUACUUGCACACAUACGAAAGUGAGAUCUGAAAUCCUCCCUGCAUUAGCAUGUCCUAGAUACCUACCUGUAGCCUUCAGUUCCAGACAAACACACCUGUCUGUAAUUAGCAAACGUUCCUGAAAUGUCGUAAUCAGCUAGUUGAGUUGUUUGAUUGGGAUUGGAGAUGAACUUUGUGGGGAGAAUAGGAA